Messenger RNA from Cololabis saira (Pacific saury), 6915 nucleotides. It is a transcript of the gene specc1la, whose product is annotated as sperm antigen with calponin homology and coiled-coil domains 1-like a. Gene Ontology annotation, biological process: actin cytoskeleton organization. Lineage: Eukaryota; Metazoa; Chordata; Actinopteri; Beloniformes; Belonidae. Gene Ontology annotation, cellular component: filamentous actin; microtubule organizing center. The transcript has 17 exons. The coding region runs from base 170 to 3592 and encodes 1140 amino acids. Gene Ontology annotation, molecular function: protein binding. The record is from RefSeq and is a predicted model, not a curated record.
UCCUGCUGCCAUCAGCACACACACACACAAAACCUGCCCCGACAACUGCCCUGGGAUUAACACGCUGUUGGCGAGUGCAAAUGGACCUUCGCUGGGCUUUGAUAAUUAUGCCGAAUGGAACAUUUGAGAUAAAUUGAGCUGUAAAUGUGUCGGCAUCAGAGAGCUCAGUAUGAAGAAGUCGGGCCGGCAAGCAGCAAGUAAGGUCAGCGGGGAUCGAGGGAAGCCCGAGGCGGUGGCCACCGCUGGCACCGGGAAAUCUUCCUCCAAAAGUCUCAUCACUGCCCCUCUGCCUAAGGUGAAAAGCAAUGACGAUCUUUUAGCAGCCAUGGCUGGAGGAAAUCCUGCAACAAAUAAUACCGUCACUAAGACUAAGAAGACUGCCUCUAUUGGGACCAGUGCUAGCAACGUAGAUGGCAAACCAAAGACAACAUCAGGAACUUUAUCCAAACGUGCGACAUCAACAACUUCCAAGGAUUCAAAUUCUGUGCGAGACCGUCUCCGAUCGUCCAGGACGUCGGCUGCUAAAAAACAGCAGGCGUCAGGGACCGCGGCAGGAGAUGCGGCGUCAGGAAAACGCUCCCGGAACCAAGUCCAAUCCGAGUCGGAGGGCCGCAUGAGCAAAUCUAAAUCAGACGGACAGAUCAGUGACAAGGUGGCUCUGGAAGCCAAAGUGAAAGACCUGCUUGGUUUGGCGAAAAGCAAAGACGUAGAGAUCAUCCACCUCCGCGGUGAGCUGAGGGACAUGAGGGCCCAGCUGGGCCUGGGCGGGAAGGACGGGUCGCUGCAGGAAGUUACCGGGCAGGAGGAGAAGCCGCAGGUUUCAGCCAUCACAGCGGCCGAUGUGGAGUCGACUCUGAUCCUCUUGCAGGAGCAGAAUCAGGCCAUCAGAGACGAGCUCAACCUCCUUAAGAGCGAGAACCGCAUGCUGAAAGACCGACUCAACGCGCUGGGCUUCUCUCUGGAGCAGAGGCUCGACGGUUCCGAUAAGCUGUUCAACUACCUCUCCCUGAGCCCGGACCUGACGACGGGUCCACACAGCGAGAGCGGCUGCACGGGAACUCUGACGUCUUCGGUGGAGGGCUCCGCCCCCGGCUCGCUGGAGGAUCUGCUCACGGGACACCAGCAUGGAGGCUCGGCAGACAACCUGGACAGCGAAUCCAGCGAGGUUUACCAGGCCGUCACCUCGAGCGACGACGCUCUGGACGCCCCCUCCGGGGCUUCCUCGUCUUCGGAGUCGGAGUGUGCGCCGAGCACAGAGCGAUCGAGGAGAGGCAGCAGCGGCAACGCGAGCGAGGUGGCGGUGGCUUGUCUGACGGAGCGCAUCCACCAGAUGGAGGAGAACCAGCACAGCACGGCCGAGGAGCUCCAGGCCACGCUACAGGAGCUGGCUGACCUGCAGCAAAUAACCCAGGAGCUGAACGGUGAGAACGAGCGUCUCGGCGAGGAGAAAGUCAUCCUCAUGGACUCCUUGUGCCAGCAGAGCGACAAGUUGGAACUGUACGGCCGACAGAUUGAAUACCUGCGCUCGCUGCUUGAUGAGCAUCACAUCGCCUAUGUGCUGGAGGAGGAUAUCAAAAGCGGGCGCUACAUGGAACUGGAGCAGCGCUACGGGGAGCUGGCAGAUAAUGCCCGCUUUGAGAGAGAGCAGCUGCUGGGAGUGCAACAACAUCUGUCCAACACGCUGAAGAUGGCAGAGCAGGACAACGCAGAGGCCCAGGAGGUGAUCGGAGCGCUGAAGGAGAGGAACCACCAGAUGGAGCGCAUCUUGGAGUCGGAGAGACAGGAUCGAGCUGCCAUGGCAGCGGCGCUGGGAGAGUACAAGGCAGCGGUGAGCAGCGACCAGGCGGAACUGAACCGCUGCAGAGCCCAGCUGGACCAGGAGAGACAGAAGGUUGCCGAGCUGUACUCCCUCCACACCGCAGGGGACAAGAAUGACAUCUGCCAGCUGCUGGAGGGGGUGCGGCUGGGCAAAGAGGAGGCCGAGGCCAAGGCCGCAAAGAUGCAGCAAGAGCUGGAACAAGCCCACAGUGGACUCAACCGUCUGCAGGAGACAUUCAGCAAGCUGGACAGGGAGUACAGAGACUUCCAGGAGCAGGUGCAGCAGCAAAUGUCCGAGCAGGAGCGCGCGCUGGAGAAGCAGCGCGUUGAGCUGCAGGAGAAAGAGACGGAGAUCGCAGACAUGAAGGAAACCAUCUUUGAGCUGGAAGACGAAGUGGAGCAGCACCGAGCGCUAAAACUCCACGACAACCUUAUUAUAACCGACCUUGAGAACUCAGUGAAAAAGCUCCAGGACCAAAAACAUGACAUGGAGAGAGAGAUUAAAAUUCUUCACCGCCGACUGAGGGAGGAGUCUAUGGAGUGGCGUCAGUUCCAGGCUGAUCUGCAAACGGCUGUUGUCAUUGCUAAUGACAUCAAGUCGGAAGCGCAAGAAGAGAUAGGCGACCUGCGGCGCCGGCUGCAGGAAGCCCAGGAGAAGAACGAGAAGCUGACGAAGGAGCUGGACGAGGUCAAGAGCCGCAAGCAGGACGAGGAGAGAGGCAGAGUGUACAACUACAUGAAUGCAGUGGAGAGGGAUCUGGCGGCCCUCAGACAGGGAAUGGGUCUCAGCAGGCGCUCGUCCACCUCAUCAGAGCCCUCCCCCACGGUGAAAACGCUCAUCAAGAGCUUCGAUAGCGCCUCACAAGAUCCUUUCCUAACAGUGUCUUUUAACACGGAAGCAACUUCGCUGAUUCAAGCGGGACAGAACCAAGAGAAAAUAACCGGUCCCUCCCCGAAUGGAGCCGCCGUGGCUCCAACAGCUUCAGCUUCUCCGUUACCACGAACCCCCCUCAGUCCCAGCCCCAUGAAGACGCCCCCGGCAGCUGCAGUUUCACCUAUACAGAGACACUCCAUAUCUGGGUCUAUAUCAGCGGCCAAGCCCCUGUCAUCCCUGAGUGACAAGAGGCCCAGCUACACGGAUAUGUCCAUGCCAGCUGAGCACCUUCUCAGGGGAACCUCAGCGACCCGGCCGCCGCCUGCCCUCCAGAGGGUUUCCAACAUGGACUCCGCCAAAGCCAUUUCAGUGUCACGCAGGAGCAGUGAGGAGAUCAAGAGGGACAUGUCUGCUGCAGAUGGAGGCUCCUCGUCCUCCCUGAUGGCUCUGAGUGCAGCCUCUUCCCCGCUGUCUCUGUCCUCGUCCUCCCCCACGGCCUCCAUCACCCCCACAACACGCAGUCGCCUCAGAGAGGAGAGAAAGGACCCGCUAUCUGCACUAUCCAGGGAGUAUGGCGGCUCCAAGAGGAAUGCUUUGUUGAAGUGGUGCCAAAAGAAGACCGAAGGCUAUCAGAACAUUGACAUCACUAACUUCAGCAGCAGCUGGAACGAUGGCCUUGCCUUCUGCGCGUUGCUCCACACCUAUCUACCCGCACACAUCCCUUACCACGAGCUCACCAGCCAAGAUAAGAGGAGGAACUUCACCUUAGCGUUCCAGGCUGCAGAGAGCGUCGGCAUCAAAUGCACUUUGGACAUUAAUGAGAUGGUGCACACAGAGAGGCCGGACUGGCAAAGCGUCAUGACGUAUGUUACAGCCAUCUACAAGUACUUUGAGACCUGACUGCACCGAGUGGCUCACCCUGCACCCGCAGCACAAUCAGAGCCGCGUCGACCUUCCCGGGCUCUCGACGACCUGUCAGUCCCACCAUCAACUGUCUUACCUCACUGCCCCCCCCCCCUCACAUCACAGCAACACCUGGUCACGCUGCAUGUCUGAACGGUGAACGGCAGACCUGAACUUCAACGGACAUGCACACGGCUGUUCAUACGUUUACUGUUACACUAAAAAGCCGUGAGAAGCGGCUGGUGAGCACCUGGUCAGCCGAGGACACGCUGACCUGCGGUGAGAUCCUGUGGAUCGUCUCGACCUUCAGCUCAUGUCUGAGGAAGCUACGUGAGAAAGAAACCAAGUCUCAGUGCCUUCAAUCUGGCUUCUGUCCCACACACAUUUCUCCACAUCCUACUAUGUUUCCAGGAUGUUGCGGUCUGUUGAAGGGGAAUUCGUUCAAAUCUGACUUUAAUCAGGUUUCUUUGCAGAAAAACGUUUAAUCAAUCGUCUGUCUUUUUCUUUUUCUUUUUUGACUGAAUAUUUAUUGGAUCUGUUCCACUUCACGUUCUGUUUUUACACAAUAACCAAAGGCUAGUAAUGUUGGAAAUCCCUCAUGGCCCCAACAACUCCCUCUGAACGCGCUUCAGACAGACCGGGCCUCUUCUGUUGUUCUUAGUUUUUUUUUUUUGUGUUUUGUUGCACCGAGUUUUCCAGACCCAACAGUAUGAUCCAGAUGCCUUUUUCAACAGAUAAAGUGCCUGUGAGUUUGAUGCAGGGGAGGACCAGGAAAUGAGCUCUGUGACCGCAGUUUGUGAAGCUGAAGAUUUAACGUGUUGCCAAAUAUGUCUCGGAGUCAUUUGAUUGGCAACUUCGCCAGACAAGCUGAUGCUUUUCAAGCACAAACGCCUGUUAGAUUCAUUACACGUUAACACGCUAAAAAACACUAACAGCCUUUGAUAGGUUUUCACUAAUCAUUUUUAUAAAGGUGGACUAAUGUUCAUGUGGUGUGUGUGAAGCCCUGAAUGCUUGAGUUAACUGUAUAAAUGCAUAUGAUUGCGUUUAGUAGGGCUUUGUUUGCCAACUUGCAUUUCGACUUCUCUCAUUUGGCACAUAGAGCCCACAGCAAUAUUUAAACAUUACCUAGAUGCGAGUGAGCAGGAUGGAGUCUUUAGUGAAAUGGAUUUCCCCGUAAAAGAUGAGCUCUGGUUAGACCAGAGAGGCUGGUGGCGUGAAAAGAAACGUCGGUUUCUCAACCUCAGAUCUCUGGUUUCCCCCAGCAGAGCGGCCGUCGUAGGUCCAGACGCAGGCGUUAAGUAGGCCAGUGCCAUUUAAAGUUUGCUGUUUUGACAUUUUGGGUAUUUGUUCUCUUUCCUGCCAAGAGCUGGAUGGGAUGUAAACAUAACUUCUUUGUUUUGAUCAAUGCGCGUCUCAGGCCUGACGCGGAUUAGAUUUUAGCAUCAAUCCUGGAAAGAAACAAGAAGUAAAGUAUUCUGACUCUUGUCCAGGGUAGUAAAGUACGCAUACCACCACCCCUCAUGAUUAAUACAACGUUAUAUCUCAUUUAUGUGAAUGCCACAUCUUGGGGUUUUUACGAGCGACUGUUUUUCUUGGACUGAAUCUGUGGCUUCUUAGAAGCUCCCUCAAAGUUUUUGUGCAGAUUAAGCCAUUUAUUAAUUAGCGCAGCAUCGCGGCCGAGCAGAGCUGGAGCCCUCCAGAUUUAAUGAACGGUCCCUACAUCUGGCUGUAGCUUCAUAUUUAGCAUUGAGACAAAGGUAUAGUCUUGAUCUCCUUGUAUAACCUCCAAAAAAAGGUAAAUUAGCAUGAUUCCCAAAAUGUCAAACGUGAAACAUCUGCAAACUUUGCAAAGCUAUUUUGCAUAUUAAUGAUAACUGGAUUCUGCGUCUGACUUAUAUAAUAUUGUGCAUUCUUUGCGGGAUGACACAGGUUUUUUUUUUUAAAUAUACAAUUAAACAUCACUAGAGAUGAGUUGUAGCACAAUAAAAGAAGCUAUUAGCUAGAUUCAGUCUGCGUCUUUACUGUUAAAGCUCUCCAACUGCUGUGUGUUGAUCGGGGCUCAACAUUGCGAGAUCUCUGUAUUUAUUUGCAUAGUUUCCGUGAGGUCACUGCUAUUUUAGUGUCUUGAGUGUCUAUGAAUUUAUUGCACACACAGUAAGUAGCUGCACUGAGAUAAGCUGUUUUGUAUACCACACUAAUUUCUUGCCUUAAGAGUUUAGCUGACGGCUUCUGCAACUGAAAAUGUGACAUUUGAAACAGCGGUAGGCGGUCCCUAGCAGGCACCUGGAGCCCUUUUCUAAAACCAGGUCCUUCUCGUCUCUGCCCCUGAAGGAAGAUUAAAAGCGACGGGCAUGGAAGCUGUAGUUGAUCUCCCUUAUGUGUCUCGUGAAGGCGAAUAAACACUUUUGAUUGGGGUCUGGCGAAGCUACCAGCUGGUAUCGGUAGCAGAUCCAGAGGCCUCCGCCUCUCCACAAGUGUGUACAUCUGCAUUAAACGCUCAGUGAUUUAAAGUUUGCACAGGAGCCUGCAACAAUAACAGUUUCUGUUUUGUGUACACGAAGGAGGUUUUGCGAUGCCACAAUGCUGAAGAUCGUCACCCAGCAGUCUCGGGUUUAAUUACACCUCUGGCCCAAGUGUUUUAUUGCUCCCCGACAGGAACCUCCAGGAGAUGCAGAGGCAGAUUUGAAGCCUUGCGAUCCUUGAAGCGGAAUGUGUUUUGAUCACGCUUUAGUGAUCCCUGGGACUCUUUUACGAGGUCCAACAUGUGCUGAUGUGGAGUGAUUGAUGGAGGCCGAGCCCAGCCGGCUGCGGAGAGACCAGAUGGCUGACAAAAGCUAGGAAGCACAUUCCUCCUCCACAUGAUGCAGCCAGGAUGGACAUGUUACAUAGUUUGGGGACCUACGCCUUCCAGGUCUACGGCUUUAGAUCAACAAGCCUAGCAAAUGUGAAUAGCUCUCUAUAUCAUGCCACAUUUAUUUGACUUUUUUUUCUCCUUUACUUGAAUAUACUAAAAAAAGUUCCUCUGAACUGGUUGCCUUUUUUUUAUUUUAUUAUUAUGUUUUCUUCAAACAGAACAAAAUGUUGCAGAUUUGCCUGUGAGAACGUCUCAAUCACACUCCAUGCAGCGUUGAAACGACCCCCUGGCAAAGCAAAAGCUAAAUAUAUACAGUAUAUAACUGUGUUUGUGUGUAAAAGGCACUGAGCUGCAGUAUUAUUAAGGGCACACUAUGUUGAUAAUCAGUUGUAAGAAAAUGUUGUCUGGUGGUUUUAUGUUGCUUUAUUGUUUUUCUGGCAACACCAGAAGUUAUAAAGAACCAUUG